GACCCACCUUUUUAGUGUGAAACCCGAAAAAAAAAAAAAACUGGCAGAAAAAUCACUCACUAUUCUCCCGACUCUGACUCUGACUCUGUGAGCCGCAUAGUCUUCUUCUUCUUCAGUUCUUCCUCUCUUAAUUGUGUGAAUAAAUUGCUGGGUUACUUUCUCUUUUUCACGGUGUUCAAGGGGCGCUCUUUGUCUCUAUUUCUGUAAGCAAGCAUCAGCUUUGCCUCAGCUUACCUAUAUUCUCUGUUCAGAGCUUGUAUGGAUGUUGGGUUCGUCAAUGUGGGCUUGUGGUUUUCUGAAUUGGCUUGGGGAGUAAAAGAUUGGAGCUUUUGGUUCUUUGAGGUUUUUGGGGAGGUUUGGCAGCAAGGUGCUUGAAAUGGCUACAGCGACCUACCCACCUCCACCACCGUAUUAUAAGCUAUACAAAGAUUACUUGCAAGAUCCCAAAUCCGCUCCUGAGCCGCCGCCACCAAUUGAAGGGACAUACAUUUGCUAUGGUGCUAAUUACACCACAGAUGACGUGCUUCCAAGCUUGGAAGAACAGGGAGUGCGUCAACUGUACCCAAAAGGCCCAAAUAUUGAUUUUAAGAAGGAACUAAGGUCCCUUAACAGAGAAUUGCAGCUGCACAUUUUGGAACUCGCUGAUAUUCUCGUGGAGAGACCAUCACAAUAUGCAAGGAGAGUGGAAGAAAUAUCUCUUAUAUUCAAGAACUUGCAUCAUCUUCUGAACUCAUUGCGGCCCCAUCAGGCUAGGGCAACACUAAUUCACAUUCUAGAACUUCAGAUUAAACGACGUAAACAAGCUGUUGAGGAUAUAAAGAGGAGGAGAGAAGAAGCACAGGCACUUCUGAAGGAGUCCCUUGAAUCGUUGGAGGACACUGGUGCAUCUCUUAUGUUGAAAUAGGGAGUCGCUCAUGUAUGUCCUUACUCAAUGAUCAAAGCCCCUUAGACGGUUUCAUCUAAUACCUUUAGGGGGGAGGGUCAUGGAAUCCAACUGGUCAAAGUUUCUCGGACAGACAGUUGCAUCUAGUACCUUCGUGCUUUUAUAUCAGUAACUGCCGGUUUUACCUUUAUAUAGUAUUAUGUCAAACAGCAUGGAUAGAUGAAGGAUAGAUUAGAUUCAUUUCAAGUGACAUAAUAGUAUUAUGUAAUAUUGCUCUGUAAUUUUUACUCA
Molecule: messenger RNA, 1174 nt
Organism: Rosa chinensis
Lineage: Eukaryota; Viridiplantae; Streptophyta; Magnoliopsida; Rosales; Rosaceae
Product: mediator of RNA polymerase II transcription subunit 7a
Exons: 8
Coding region: 377-904 (175 amino acids)
Biological process (GO): regulation of transcription by RNA polymerase II
Cellular component (GO): mediator complex; core mediator complex
Molecular function (GO): transcription coregulator activity
Source: RefSeq, a predicted model, not a curated record